Molecule: messenger RNA, 639 nt
Organism: Pyricularia pennisetigena
Lineage: Eukaryota; Fungi; Ascomycota; Sordariomycetes; Magnaporthales; Pyriculariaceae
Exons: 1
Coding region: 1-639 (212 amino acids)
Source: RefSeq, a predicted model, not a curated record
AUGGCAAGCCCGCAGGCACCACCGCCUUCCACAUCCCCCAUAACGUUGCGGACACCCUCCAAAUAUGCCUCGGCAACCCCUCCCGACGCCGACGCCGCCGCCCCAGAGCCGACGCUCGACUUCCUCCACCGGACAUGGUCCGUGACGCACUCGACCCUGGCCAUGUGGCGCGAGGCCCGCAACGUCCGCAUCACAUACCGGCCGCUCCCGCCGACGUCGGACGGCAAGACGCGCAUUGACGACAUGGUCGAGUACGAGGCCCGCGGCGGCCAGGGGGGUGUCAAGUCGGUCGCCGGCGUCGAUACGGCGUCCUCCCCUUCGUCCUUCACGGCGUGGGACUGGCGCGGCAAGGGCUGGCUGUUCUUCGUCACCAGCCAUUGGGAGGUUCUGGGAUGGGGCGAGCGGCCCGUGGCGGGCGGCGAAGGCCACGCGACGGAGCGCUGGGCCGUGACGUGGUUCGCGCCCACGCUCUUCACCAAGGAGGGCGUCGACAUCUACUGCGACCGCAGGGAGGGGCUGAGCAAAGAGACCGAGGAACUGGUCAUGGCGGCGCUGAGGGGCAUCGGCGCCGAGAAGCUGGUCGCCAUGGUCGACAAGGACAUGCGCCCGGUCGAGAUUCAGCUGCCGUGGAAGCUCUAG